This is a messenger RNA of Closterium sp. Naga37s-1, 1167 nucleotides long. Lineage: Eukaryota; Viridiplantae; Streptophyta; Zygnematophyceae; Desmidiales; Closteriaceae. The record is from the annotation of a GenBank genome assembly.
AUGGCGACGGCCUCGAUGGCGACAGUUUUCGCCUCGCCUUUCGCCUCUUUCGCCACUUUCGCCCGAAACCCCGCGUCCGCAUCCCUUCGCCAUUCCACGCAGCAGCGAUUCCGUUCCAGUUCUAGCUCGUCUCGCCUCGCACCUAUCCUGCAACGACACGUGGACCUGCGCCACGUAGACCACGUCAGCGUGGCCCACGUCAGCAGACCGUCCGGCGGCGGCGCUCUCGUGUGCACGGCCACGUCGAAGCGCCACCACCACCACAAGACGCAGCGGGAGCGAGCGGAAGCGGAGGGGGAGGAAGAGAGGAAACGGUCAGACGAAGCGGGAGCGCCUGGUGGGGUGGUGGAGACGACGAGAGGGGGGACAGCUGUGGCGCACAAGACGAGACUCGUCAAUCUGACCGUGCAUGGAGUGACGGAUGAAUCAGACCUUCCAUGGUUGGAAGAUCAGCUGCUACAGCUGUCAGGGGUCACGUCCGUCCAAACCCUGCCGCCCACCCUGCGCACGGGCGGGCUGAGGGGCGGGAAGGUGGGGGUGGUGGUGGAGGCGGAGAGGGGGGUGGCUGUGAGGGAUUUGGUUGCGGCAGUGCAUGGGGUGGAAGAGAGGCUGCUGGCACUCCCGUUUAGAUCACACUCGUGGAUGUGGAGGGGUCAUCGCAUCCACUACGCUGUUGCAGGGUGUGGCAAGCCCGUCAUUCUCGUGCAUGGCUUCGGAGGCAGUGCAGGCCACUUCCGCAACCUUAUAGCGCAUCUCGCAGACCACCAUAAGGUGCACGCUGUUGACCUGCUAGGCUUUGGCGACUCUGACAAGCCGGGCGGCAUCGAGUACGGGCCUGAGCUCUGGGCUGACAUCAUCAACGAUUUCAUGCUCGAGUUCACAGAUGAGCCUGCAGUGCUAAUCGGCAAUUCCAUUGGUUCCCUCACCUCGCUCACUGCUGCCGCCUCCUCUGCUGCACCUCUCUCCCUCUCGGAUGGGGAGGGGCACAGCGAAGGCGAGGGGGAGGGGAGCAUUGUGCGGAGGGCAGAGAAGGGGAAGAUUAGGGGUCUGGUGCUGCUGAACGUGGCAGGAGCCAUGAACAGGAAGGGGCUGAUGUGGGAUGAUGCGCUACCGGUUAGCUGGUCAUGGCCAAUCAGCAUCACGCCUCUCAUCAUCCUCCCCCUGUAA